GCCGGAAAUAAUAUAGAUUAAGUCUCUAGUACAGUACAGCCUAUUCUUUAUAGUAGAACAGUGCUUUGUUCGACGGUCAGCUUGACCACAAAACUACAAAUACAACAAUUACACAACUUGAAGUACUGCCGACCCCUAGCAUCGGCGAUUGCCUCGACGUCGUUGGCGUCCUGGGGCUCCUCCACUACUGGUCAUUCCAUGUCCUGGAUAAUGGCAUCACGAUCCCGUGUCCUCCCGGUCAACUUCCAUCUCUCCCUUCUUUGCAGCAUCCUGAUGAGAGGUGUCCGGAGGAGGUGCGUCCUCAGGAUCCCCAGGCUCGACUACGAUCUUCACCGGUGGCUCCGGGAUGUUCUCGUCCUCAUUGACGUCCAUGGCAGCGGGAGCUGGCACUGGUGCUUCAUCGAGUGCUUGACUUCGACAUUGUCGUCGAUCGCAUGGAUGUGGAUACCCCAUUCUCGACCUCCCUCGGCUGCCCGCCCUCCUUUGCAUCCUGCUCCCAUCCGCAUCCACACCGCCUACAAGCCCAUCCUCCACUCCUCGAAACACCUCACCUCCCCCUGCACGCACCUCACAACCUCCUUCAGUGCUCGCGCACCCUCCCGUCGCCCCACUCUGUACCUCGUCCAGCUGGCUCAGCAGCUGACUCAGGUUAUGGUCGUACGUGGGCAGCGGCGUGUACGGUGGGUUGGGCGGUGGCGUGGACUCACACUCUGCGGGCGGGAGCGGGCGCAGGCCCGCGGUGUCCACACUGGCGACAUUGUCCUCCGGAGGAAAGGGCGCAACGUUGAUGGUGGCGGGAAGGAGAAGGCAUUUCGGAGCUCCUCGAAGCGGUGCUCGAUGGCGUUGAUCUGUUUGAGGCCGACGGCACUAGGCUGGUCCCAGGGUAAGGGGGAUCACGAAAUCGGCAGACGAAGUCUCGAUCCUGCAGGUGGCAUCGACAACGACACACCCUAAACUUGCAUCACAGUUAGUUCAGUGACAAAGGGACACAACGAGGUACUUAUGAGACUAGUUGUGACGACACUCCAGGUAUACACCAAGAAGAGGCCGUUUCGCGGCCGUCGGGGGGUGCUAGAGUAGAUCCAGGGGUGUUCAACCCACGGACGUCGACCAAGGGAUUGACCAUAGAUUGAGACCCAGCAGGUGGCAGACCAAGCUACGCCGUACAAUAUGCAGCAUCAGCGCGCAUCGACAGUCCAAGACGGCACUCACAGCCUCAUAAGCCGACAGUCCAAUGCUGUAUCGCAACCGGUCUUGCUGACGAUGUCCCUACUCCCCGACGCCCGACACGAAAUCAGCGUCAACAGUCACGGGCAAUGAACGUUUGGUGGGAGCGCACAGCGUCGCUGUUGUCUGGCGACCCGGCGAUGAGCAGACGGCGGUCCGUCCCAAGAUAAGAUCUUC
Molecule: messenger RNA, 1404 nt
Organism: Gloeophyllum trabeum ATCC 11539
Lineage: Eukaryota; Fungi; Basidiomycota; Agaricomycetes; Gloeophyllales; Gloeophyllaceae
Exons: 1
Coding region: 199-954 (251 amino acids)
Source: RefSeq, a predicted model, not a curated record